Seminavis robusta is the source of this 1935-nucleotide messenger RNA. Lineage: Eukaryota; Bacillariophyta; Bacillariophyceae; Naviculales; Naviculaceae. The record is from the annotation of a GenBank genome assembly.
CAUGUUCGUCAUCAUUGCGUUGCCUUUGGAUGAAGUGGAAUUAUAAAAUGGAUAUUAUUAACGUAAAAUGAGUAUCAUUCACCAUUUAUGAAUAAUAUAUUUGUGCAAACGGAUUAUAAUAAAUGCCAUUUUGGUAUCUUUUCAAGUUUUCAUGGAACCAGCCAAUGGUAGGGGAUGUACGUACGCGUACGUGUUGCCCAAAAAGAUUCCAGAAGAUCGCACCAACCACGCAAAGAGGGAGAGAGAACACAACUCGUUGUUGACCCAACACACAACAAUACGAGACAAUGAUAGCAGCCCGACGACUAGCACAGCUCGGCAUGAGCAAACGUGCCUACCAUGGCACGUCCGCUCUGAUGAGUACUGGUAGGGUGACUCAAGUGAUUGGAGCCGUUGUCGAUGUUCAAUUCGAGGAGAAACUUCCCAAGAUUCUCAACGCCUUGGAGGUGGAAGUCCCCGAGGGCAAUGAGCGUUUGGUAUUGGAAGUCGCCCAGCAUCUUGGAGAGAACACGGUCCGUACCAUUGCCAUGGAGUCUACUGAAGGUCUUGUUCGUGGACAGAAAUGCGAAGACACGGGAGCUCCCAUUCAAGUCCCCGUCGGACCCGAAACCUUGGGACGCAUCAUCAACGUGAUUGGAGAACCCGUCGAUGAAAAGGGACCCAUCUUUACCGACAAAGCCUCCGAAAAGUAUGCUCCUCUUCACAGAUCUGCUCCUACCUUUAGCGAACAGGGACGUACUCAGGAUAUUCUCGUCACUGGAAUCAAGGUCGUCGACCUUCUCGCCCCCUACGCCAAGGGAGGAAAGAUUGGACUCUUUGGAGGAGCCGGUGUCGGUAAGACCGUCGUCAUCAUGGAACUUAUUAACAACAUUGCCAUGAACCACGGAGGAUACUCUGUCUUUGCCGGUGUCGGAGAACGUACCCGUGAAGGAAACGAUCUGUACUACGAAAUGAUUGAGGGAGGAGUCAUCAAGAUUGAUGAAGCCACUGGCUCCACCGAGGGAUCCAAGGCGGCCCUCGUCUACGGACAAAUGAACGAACCCCCAGGUGCCCGCGCCCGUGUUGCCUUGACUGGACUCGCCAUUGCCGAGUAUUUCCGUGACGAAGAAGGACAGGAUGUGCUUCUCUUUGUGGACAAUAUUUUCCGUUUCACUCAAGCCGGUUCCGAGGUGUCGGCUCUUUUGGGUCGUAUUCCUUCGGCUGUCGGAUACCAACCUACACUCGCCACAGAUAUGGGUGGUCUUCAAGAACGUAUUACGUCCACCGGAAAGGGAUCCAUUACAUCCGUCCAAGCCGUCUACGUGCCAGCUGAUGAUCUUACAGAUCCCGCCCCCGCAACCACCUUUGCUCACUUGGACGCCACCACGGUGCUUUCCCGAUCCAUUGCCGAACUUGGAAUCUACCCCGCUGUCGAUCCUCUUGACUCCACCUCCCGUAUGCUUGACCCACGUGUCAUUGGACAAGAGCACUACGAAGUCGCCCGUGCCACCCAAAAGCUCCUUCAAGAUUACAAGAGUUUGCAAGAUAUCAUUGCCAUUUUGGGUAUGGACGAACUUUCAGAAGAUGACAAGCUCACCGUCAGUCGCGCUCGUAAGGUCCAGAAAUUCAUGUCCCAACCUUUCCACGUCGCCGAGGUCUUUACCGGAACUCUUGGAAAGUUUGUCUCAUUGGCCGACACCAUUGACGGUUUCAAGGAAAUCAUCAGCGGAGGAUACGAUGAUCUCCCAGAGGGUGCUUUCUACAUGGUUGGAAACAUUGAUGAUGUCAAGGAGAAGGCUGCUAGCAUGGCAAUGUAAACUGACUGAUGUGGAAACAAACAUGAUCGAAAUGAAAACGAAACUCACAAAAGGAUCUGUCUUUUUUGGAUUUGGAAGGGUUCAUCUCUUUUUCAAGAUUAAUAAUAAUAUCUAAGAACUAGAAAAGCGUGUUCUCAGC